GAGGAGGAGAGAGAGGGAAGCAAGGAGGGGAGAGUUGGGGGUCUCAAUGCGAUCGCGAUGGGGAGUGUAUUGAUUUGCUGAGCGCACUCCACAAUUGGCAGCAUCUCUCGCUUUGCACUCCACAGCCACGGCGCGCGUCACAUCCUCGUCCUCGCCGAGAACAUGUGUGUCAUCUAAGCAGCAGGAGAGCAGUUCAUUGACAAUUGUUGUCUUUUUAUAAAUUCAAGCUGUCAAGUGGACUGCUUUUUAUUAUUGCUUGGGAGUCCACCGCUUCGUCACGCCUCUUUAUUAGAAUUGCAGACACUUGUGCGCCCGCCGACUUGCUCCAUCGGAAAGAUUGAAUAAUUCACGCUCCAAUCACGCCUCUUCGCCCCCUCCACCAUCCCCGGGUGAUCCUUUCCUGCCUUUCUCCGUACCUUCCCGGUGUCUCCUCGGUGGAUUUAUCGACCGUUGAAGCUGCGCACGCAUCUCGAAUAUCAUCUGUUGCUGCCGCCGCCGCCGCCGUUACCGGAGGAGAAUCAUUCCCGGCAUCUCUGAUGUGAUGAUACAAAAAGACAUAUUUUGGAGCGUUCUUUGCUAAAAAUGGACGAAAAGGUGUUGUUACUUUUAUUGCUGCUGCUGUCCUUACACGCGAUUCCGAUCCCGCUGCUGUGAUUCGAUUCAUUAUGAUCCGUCUAUGCCGCCGACCCCCCCUCCCACAUUGAUCCACGCCGUAAGUUUAAUAGACGCGUGAGCAUUUCGGCGUGAAGUGAUCGGGCGAGACACGCACACAAACCCCCAAAUAACGUGGAUGUAUCCCCCACCCCACGCCACGACAGCCCCGCAGGUUUGAUUUCUUCUACUUUGCACGCAAAUGUUGAUGAUGGAGGACGACGAACUGGACGCUCAUCAGGUUGAUUCGGAUUUUGAGCCGCAAAGCCGGCCUCGCUCGUGCACCUGGCCGCUGCCUUGCCCGGAGGAUUUCCCCGAGGUCAGCGGGGGACUCCCGCUGGCUGGCAUCAAGGUGGAACCGGAGGACGUGCCGGCGUGCAGAGCCGGGCUGCUGGCGGGCGGCGCACCGGGCGAGCUCAAGCAUCCGGCCGGCGCCCCGGCACCGGUCGGCACCACGCACCCGUGCAUGGACGCCAGCGGACCGCUGCGCAAAGCCAAGUCGUCGCGGAGGAACGCGUGGGGGAACCAGUCCUACGCGGACCUCAUCACGCGUGCCAUCGAGAGCACCCCGGAGAAGAGGCUCACGCUGUCGCAGAUCUACGACUGGAUGGUCCGCUACGUGCCCUAUUUCAAGGAUAAAGGCGACAGCAACAGCUCGGCCGGAUGGAAGAACUCCAUUCGUCACAACCUAUCCCUACACACACGCUUCAUCCGUGUUCAGAAUGAGGGCACUGGAAAGAGCUCCUGGUGGAUGUUGAACCCUGACGGAGGGAAAAUGGGCAAGGCUCCAAGACGACGAGCUGUCUCCAUGGACAACAGCACCAAGUAUCUCAAGAGCAAAGGUCGCAUUCGAGGCAAGCGGGUUGGUCGUCCUGGAAUUGGAGCGGGUUCAACUGUCGUGGGCCUACAGGGAUCCCCGGACCACAGUAGCCCACCUCAUAAAGGUCUACCUGGUUCUGGAGGGACUUCAGGUACGGACAGUGAGUUUGAUGCCUGGACUGAUCUUCACUCCAGAGCCAGCUCGUCAGCAUCUACCCUGAGCGGCCGUCUGUCACCAAUUCUUGCAGAAGGGGAACCGGAGGAACCUGAUGAGGGAGGCUUGUCAUGUUCCACUUCCCCCCACCUCUACCCGUCACCCACUGCCCGUUCUCCGUCCAUGGGGGCAGGCAACCGCUGUCCUCCCCUUGAGCAAUUGCCUCAGCUGACAAACCUAACAGGUGCCAUCAGUCUUGAUGAACAGCUGAUGGAGGACGGCUAUCAUCACCAUCAUUCACAGCAGCAACACCAACAGCAUCCUUCUGUUGGGAGACAUAAGCACCAAACCUCAGUCUACCACUACAGUUCUGGAGUGAAAGGCCAGACGUCCUAUGGUACAAGUGGGUAUGGUACGACAGGCAUGGGCAUGAUGCGACAUCACUCUCCCAUGCAAACCAUCCAAGAGAAUAAGCCAGCAAGGUUUUCUGGAACAAUGCGAACGUAUUCCAGCACCAAUGCCCUGCAGAGCCUCCUUACAGGGGGAGCAGCCGGGCAGCCUUACUGCCCCAAGGAAAUGAUGCUGGGUCUAAAGAGAGAAGGUCAUACGUUGAUGUCCUGCAAUGGUUCUAACCCUCACAGCCACCACGUCAGUCACCACAAUGGACAUGGCCAGAAUCACAAUGGACCUCACAGUCAUAGCCACAACAGAACUCACAGCCAUGCACACGCUCAUAAUCACAACUCAUCUCACAGCCUCAGCCACAACGGCAUCGGCCAUAACCACACAUCUCGAGUACCGCCCCUGAAUCCGUGUGGCAACGGUAAUUUACUGCAAACCUACAAUCACAAAUCUCCUUACCUGUACAGCCCUCCAGCACACGCCCACUUACCGGCGUCUACCACCCUGCCCCCCAACCCGGCGGGGAUGCUCGGCAUGCCCCAGGACUCCUGCCAUUUGGCUACCGCGCCACAUCCACACCCUCGUCACAACCAUUACCCUGACCCACAACACCAAGCCAUGGUGAACGGACCCUUCCACCACGGUCAGGGUAUGGUUGGUAGCAACGGCACCGGGGGAUACCACCACGGCUAUCACCAACCCCAUCCGCACGAGAGACUACCCGCGGACUUGGACAUCGACAUGUUCCAGGGCAGCUUGGACUGUGAUGUGGAGUCUAUCCUCCUCCAUGACAUCAUGGACUCUGGAGAGGAGAUGGACUUCAACUUUGACUGCUCUCUUGCCCAAGGGGUGGGCAUCGGAAUGGGAAUGGGGAUGGGUGUGACCAUGGGUAUGGGAAUGGGAAUGAGCGGACUGGCCGGUCCACAGCAAACCCACAGCAACCAGAGCUGGGUGCCCGGCUAAACUCUGAGAUGACCCAUCUGAAGGCCACAAAAGAACAAUCUUACCCAUAAAGCACUGUGCUCAACUGUGACAUUCCUGACUUGACACAGAGACUAUAUGACCAUGUCUUUCUUUGUUGUCUGUCACCCUUUUUCUCUUUUUUGAUCCCCCGCCCACCUUACCCUUCUCUCUGAGAACUAGCUCUUGUCUCAUUUGAUAUUUCCUCAUAUCAGCUAUACUGUGAUGACAAUCUCUCAGCAUCAUUGCUUCUCAUCUACCAUGAGAGCUGAACUCUCCAUGCACUUUAUCGCAAGUGUGUUCACAAAGCAGCUCUUGCAGAACCCAGCAUGUUUUGUGAGUUGAUAAACUGUCAAAAUUCAAACUCAAACAGGACCGCUAAUGAGUCAUAGUCAGAAGUAGAGACCAAAAAGUGCACACAAAAAAAAAAUCCCCUAGCUGCAUUAUGAUCUCACUACGUUAACACAGAAACCUUUGUGAAAAUUCAAUAAAUGCAAAUCAAUUUUUGAUCCGGAACCGUUUUUCCUCUAAUGAAAUUCAUGCUCAUGAGAUCCAAUCAAUUCUCGCCAACGUCUUAGCGCUGCGUUUCUGUUAUUUAUAGCUUCAUACAUCCAGACCUUGGCACUUUGACUCUUCUGUUGGAUGCGAUGUUUAGUUAAUGUCCUCUUGCCAUUCGGCCAAGACGUGUUGUCACUACAUCACCAAAUGGAUUCUAUCAUUACUCGCUUGCAUGCAAUUUGGUGAAUUAAAAACUUGUAUCACCUUGUCUCACCUGGGCCUCUGGAGGCACUCACUCUCUCGCUCUUCCUCACUCUUGUCCUACUGUCUGGAAGUGGCUCUCUCUCCCUGCCUGCCAGUGGAGACAAAGUGGCCAUUACUCACAGCGAGCCAUUAAUGGGUCUUGAUUGAAAUUCAGCAUCUUGCUUUUAAUCUCCAAAGUGAUGCGGCAGCGAUGCGUCAUUAUUGAGAAGCUAACACAUUGUCCUCCCAUAUCUCACCCGAGGGCGGAGUUGGGGUGGGUGGAUAGGGGUUUCAGAAAGCCUAGACGAAACAGUGUGAUGCCAAAGUCAGUGUCCACUUUGGGCAAAUGUGAAAGAAGUUCGGCCUUAAACAUUAACAUUUCAUUGAUUUGAGGAGCAAAUCGACACUUUUACCCCACAUUGCCGUCUCGCCAGAUUACUGCAUCAAAGUCUUAAACACAGAGCCAUUUGUCUAUUUAUCUGUCCCUUUCAAAAUGCGUGGCUACAUCACUGCCAGCGUCACUGCCUGUAUUUGCAGCGACACUUUGUUUUCGAUACAAAAUUCCAAGCUUCACACCCUGUAUUGUUACGCCCAAGAAGUCCCGCUCUAACAUCAGUCGGUACCUUACACGUAGAACAGCAAGAUAGGAAUUGGCCAGUGUGAAAUGGGCUAGUUUUGAUGAGAAGCCAUGCACACACUCCCCACCCCUGGCCCACUUUUUUCCCCCUGUGUCUUUAUUCUGUUGUUGUGUAGUUGUCGUUGUGUCGUUGCUAAUUCUAAAGACCAACAGCGCUGACGUAUUAGCACUGAGGAAGCUCUUGUCGGUGAAAUGAUGUCGGCAGUAGUGCAAGUGUGACCUUCUUCCCAGACUCCGGUCGGUCGGUCGCCUGCCCACGUGUGUGCUUUGCUCAAUUGUCUGUGUUUGUGAUUGGGGGCUGGGUGUUGGAGUGUGUGUGAGGUG
Messenger RNA from Corythoichthys intestinalis (scribbled pipefish), 4688 nucleotides. Its product is annotated as forkhead box protein O3-like. Gene Ontology annotation, molecular function: DNA-binding transcription factor activity, RNA polymerase II-specific; RNA polymerase II cis-regulatory region sequence-specific DNA binding. The transcript is spliced from 2 exons. NCBI's taxonomy places the organism in Eukaryota, Metazoa, Chordata, Actinopteri, Syngnathiformes, Syngnathidae. Gene Ontology annotation, cellular component: nucleus. The coding region runs from base 854 to 2989 and encodes 711 amino acids. The record is from RefSeq and is a predicted model, not a curated record. Gene Ontology annotation, biological process: regulation of transcription by RNA polymerase II.